AUGGCUUUACUGCAUGUGUCUUUGUUUACACAUUCGUCCACACAUUAUGGUCCAAGGUCUUGGAUAACUGAGGCAGUAUGUGAUCAUGAGAGUGAUGUGCAGACUUUUGCCAAUAGAUCUGAUGUUAAUCUUAACUGCAGAACUUCACUUUCACUUGCAAACCAUCUUGUAACCUUUCAGUCUAGUAAGCAUAAAGUUUCUGCCACAGCUAGCACACAGGUAACAGUUGAUGCAAGUGCCACCAGUGUCACCACUGUGACUGACAAUGCAGAGGAGACAUCCACCAAGACCACAACCAGCAAGUUCACUAAGACCACCAAGGUCAAGACCAUAAAAAUUGUCAAGAAGAAGAAUCCUAAUUCCCUCGUUGCCAAUGCCAUAGGUCAGUUCAACAAAAAGUCAGAGGAGGAGGUUUCACCUCCAAAGAAGAUUGUCUUUAAGAAGAGCUCUGAAUCUCCCAAGAAAGUACCAGGUUUGCCUAAGAAGGUUGUUAAGAGUGGUGAGAAUGACAGUGACACCAAAACAGCAGACAGUCCAGAGGCCAAAGAUUCCUCUGACACAAAGAAGGAAAAUGGAGAGAAGACACCUACCAGUUCAAGAACUUCAGCAGAGAAGAGCAGCAGCGAGAGUAAGGAAAUCCCAGUAAAGAAAGAACCAUCAGUGAAGAAAGAGUCUGCGGAGAGAGAAGCCAAUACCCCCAAGACUGAUGCCAAAGACGCGACAGACAAGGAGAGUUCUGCUAAGAGAGAUUCAACAGAGAGGAAGGAAUCUCCUGAAAAGAAAGACUCAGUUGAGAAGAAAGAGAGAGUGGCAAAGAGAGAAUCUUCAGAGAGAAAAGAAACCCUCGAGAAGAAGGAGAGUCUUGCCAAGAGAGAUUCAUCAGAGAGAAAGGAAACUCCAGAGAAGAAAGAAACAGUUGAAAAGAAGGAGAGUCCAGCAAAGAGAGGGUCAAUGGAGAGGAAGGCAAGCCCAGCAAAGAGAGAUUCUCUAGCCCCUUGAAGAAGAAGUCACCCUUGAAGAAGGAAACCCCUGAGAGGAAAGGCAGUCCAGCAAGGAAGACCCCGCCAACCAAGACAAAUGUUCCGGAAAAGGAGGAGACAGAGAGCAAAGAGUCCUCAGAAGUAAAGGCUGGAAUCACCAAGGAAGCUGAAGGGAAGGAGGACACUGCUACAACAGAGAAGAUAGUCUCGGAAGAGACAGAGACUUCUAAAGAGAAUACUGAAACCUCUAAAGCUAUAGAUUCUCCCAAAGAAGCAUCUCCAAAUUCUCCCAAAGAAGAAGCUCAUGAUAAGGGUGAGAGUGAGGACACUAAGGAACUGGCAGAAACAUCUGAACCAGAACCUUCAACAAGAGUAAAGGAGCCUAGCAGUGUCAUAGAGAUAACUAGAGCUUCCUCAAGUUCCUCAAGAAGCAGCAAGUCCCCAUUGUCUGAGGGAGCAAAAGCCAUAAGUGCAGAAGCGUCAAGUGGAUCUGUGGACAAAGUUCUCACAAGUGAAUCAGAUAGUUGUGCAGAGGGUGCUAGUGCUACCCCAUGCAGUAAUGACUCUAAGCCUCGUGCUGACUCUUUAGUAGACUCUGACUCAGAGCUGAGUAAUGUGAGUGUGUUUGUUAUAGUGCGUGACAUGAGUAGCCUAACUGCGAGAGUCAACAAGGAAACGAUUGUAACACCUGCCACAUCAACAUGUGGCGAGCUUAUGCAGGAGGUAGGACGACGGUUCAAGUACGAGCCCGAUUCCUUUUCUCUCAUCCUGCAAUGCUCCAAUGGUGACCAGGUUGAGAUUGAGAAAAUGGAGGCAGAACGCACACUAGCGGAUGCAAGGUUCCAAGUGGAGGGCACCCCACGUAACAACCUGAUUCUGUGCGACCUGGGUGGACACCCUCCCCGGCGCACGGAUGAGGAUGAUCUUAGUCUCGGAGCCUCAGCCUCCCCCACAGCUAGUGCUAGUGAGAAAAAGUGGUUUGAUAGGAGUAGUACAUAUAGCAACACACCUGAAUAUUCUUACUCUGCAGCUCUCAUUAAACACGAGACAGGUUACGUGGGCCUGGUGAACCAAGCUAUGACGUGCUACCUUAACAGUUUGCUGCAGACACUAUACAUGACCCCUGAGUUCCGCAAUGCCAUCUAUCAAUGGGAGUUCAAGGGCUCUGAGGAGGAGGCAGCCAAGAACAUCCCUUGCCAGAUCCAGCGUCUCUUCCUGCUACUGCAGACAACCAACAAGACAGCCGUGGAGACAACCAACUUAACAAAAAGCUUUGGGUGGGACAGUAGUGAGGCCUGGCAGCAGCAUGACAUCCAGGAGCUUUGUCGGGUCAUGUUUGAUGCUCUUGAGCAGUGCUUUAAGAACACCCACCAGUCAGACCUCAUCAACAGCCUUUAUGAAGAGGCACUUGAAGAGAUGCAGAUUCCCCCCUACAAGGAGGAGGAGCCAGAGCCAAGGCCGGAAGUGCCAAGUAGUGGAACUAGCUCAUCUGCAACAGCUGAAGAUACUGUGUCUGCCACCAGUGCUGCAAGUCCAGCCAGCUGCUCAAGCAAGGACAGUGGGAUUAGCAGCAAGGCAGCCACAGACUGCUCGAGCAGUGAGGCAGGCAGCAGUAACAACAGCUCGAUGGUGAGUCCAUCAUCUGGCCCCUUGUCAACACUCCCCACAUCAGCACAACCUCCCAGCCCUGGAAUGUCAACAUCUACGCAGGCAACAACCCCAACAGCCUCACCCACUGCUACCUCUGCGGGCAACGGUAGUGAUGGUGAGGAUGAGGGCAUUGCAGAUGCAGACAGUGGUGCAGGUUCCUCCAAUGUCAACAGUGACCAGAGUGCAAGCGAGGAUUCCUCCCUGACCAGUGACAGUGACAGGUAA
Molecule: messenger RNA, 2855 nt
Organism: Penaeus monodon (black tiger shrimp)
Lineage: Eukaryota; Metazoa; Arthropoda; Malacostraca; Decapoda; Penaeidae
Product: muscle M-line assembly protein unc-89-like
Biological process (GO): protein deubiquitination
Cellular component (GO): nucleus; cytosol
Molecular function (GO): cysteine-type endopeptidase activity; cysteine-type deubiquitinase activity
Source: RefSeq, a predicted model, not a curated record